This is a messenger RNA of Telopea speciosissima, 1515 nucleotides long. Its product is annotated as uroporphyrinogen decarboxylase 1, chloroplastic. Lineage: Eukaryota; Viridiplantae; Streptophyta; Magnoliopsida; Proteales; Proteaceae. The coding region runs from base 11 to 1252 and encodes 413 amino acids. The record is from RefSeq and is a predicted model, not a curated record. The transcript has 6 exons. Gene Ontology annotation, molecular function: uroporphyrinogen decarboxylase activity. Gene Ontology annotation, biological process: porphyrin-containing compound biosynthetic process.
GACUCCUCCAAUGAGUGUCCCUUCUCUAACAAGUAGCCGUUGUUGCUCGAUUGGUUGGAACUCUUCGAGCUUCUUCGUGCAGCUAGGAUUUCCCCCACAUGGCGAUACAGAAAUUAGAGGAUACCCAAAAAGGAGAUUUAGUCAGAAGAGAUUUCCCAGGGCAUGCUUAUCUUCUUCGGAUCCACUCUUAGUCAAGGCUGCAAGAGGAUAUCCUGUCAGUCGGCCUCCAACAUGGAUGAUGCGGCAAGCAGGAAGGUAUAUGGCUGUUUAUAGAAAGCUUGCAGAGAAAUACCCAUCCUUCAGAGAGAGGUCAGAGACAAUUGAUCUCAUUGUGGAAAUUUCUUUGCAGCCUUGGAAUGCUUUCCAUCCUGAUGGGGUCAUUAUUUUCUCUGACAUACUUACCCCUCUACCUGCAUUUGGCGUCCCCUUUGACAUAGAAGAAGUAAGGGGCCCUGUUAUUCAGUCUCCAAUUUCUUCUGAAGAGGGAUUGAAAGCCUUGCAUCCCAUUGACUUGGAGAAACUUCAUUUUGUGGGAGACUCACUAAGAAUAUUACGGCAGGAGGUUGGGGGGAAAGCUGCAAUCCUGGGUUUCGUGGGGGCUCCAUGGACAAUUGCUACAUAUAUAGUGGAGGGGGGUACUACUCGCACGUAUAAAACCAUAAAAAGCAUGUGCCAUACUGCACCGCAUGUAUUGAAGGCCCUUCUAUCUCAUCUAACGCAGGCAAUAUCUGACUAUAUCAUUUUCCAAGUAGAUUCUGGGGCUCAGUGUGUACAAAUCUUUGAUUCAUGGGGUGGACAGCUACCACCUAAUAUGUGGGAGCUUUGGUCAAAACCUUAUAUUGAACAGAUUGUGAAUGCAGUGAGGAAGAAGCGCCCUCAAACACCUCUAGUCCUCUACAUCAAUGGCAAUGGUGGCCUUCUUGAGCGCAUGCAAGGAACUGGGGUUGAUGUUAUCGGUCUUGAUUGGACGGUGGAUAUGGCAGAUGGGAGGAGACGACUGGGUAGUGGAAUCACUAUUCAGGGAAAUGUUGACCCAGCCUACCUGUUUUCUCCACAUUCUGUCUUGACAGAUGAAAUCCAAAGGGUUGUGAGAUGCGCUGGCUCAAGGGGACACAUCCUCAAUCUUGGGCAUGGUGUGCUCGUUGGAACUCCUGAAGAAUCUGUUGCCCAUUUCUUUGAUGUUGCAAGAAGCUUGAAGUAUGAAACUUUUGGUGAAGACUGUAUGGAGGAGAAACUCAAAUCGGUAGUUUGAAGAUGGAUUACGAGGAGAUCGCAACUUUCAAAGUUUUUUUUUUUUUUUUUGGGUGCCCUUAGCAGAGGGUUUCAAUUUAAAUUCACCCCCCCCUGCAUUGUGAAUCACUGGUAGCCUGAUGUUAAAUAGACAAGUUGCUCAUCAAUGGAUCUGCUUUUGCUUUUCGACCAAGGUGUCUGAUAUCACAUCAAUCAAGUUCCCACACAUUAGGAGAUAUAUGGAAUUGUCUCUGAGCAUAUUGGAAUCAGAAGUUCAGGUUUUUU